This is a messenger RNA of Lichtheimia ornata, 846 nucleotides long. RefSeq lists its product as uncharacterized. The transcript has a single exon. Lineage: Eukaryota; Fungi; Mucoromycota; Mucoromycetes; Mucorales; Lichtheimiaceae. The coding region runs from base 1 to 846 and encodes 281 amino acids. The record is from RefSeq and is a predicted model, not a curated record.
AUGAGUGACAACAAUGAUAAUACCGUAACCAUAGGACGGGCACCGCUGCCACCCAUAUCACAUCUUUUACAUAAUCCUACGCACCACCAAUCACCGCCAUCCACUAAACCAAUCCAACAGCAACAUCCUCGUUCCUUUUCUUCACAAGAUGCUUUAUCAUCGCUACCUCCACUUCAAGGCAACGAUCCACCGGCUCGACGCUCUCAUGUAUAUGACACCCAUUAUGCAGUAGCCCCCUGGCGAAAGAUGUCUUUUGAUCAACAUCCUAUCAUUGACCCAUAUCGACGACAUCAAGAGGAUGAGGAACAAGAAGAACAACAACAACAAGAAACCUCUACCUAUUCAAAUCCCCCACCACAAAGACACACUCGCUCAUUAUCAAUGACAUCAGCCCCACCGGCAUCCUCUUGGAUGGCUGAUGAAGCAACAACAAUGAAGCAUCAUCGCACAGAAGAAAAAGACAUGUUGGUUUCUCGUACUCAGGUGGUAUUUGACGCAUCCGGUCAACCGAUUUUAAAACGUAAAAGGGGUCGACCCCCAAGCAAGCACAACACGUGGCAAGGAGGCUGGGUAUUUCUUGCACCUACCGUAUGGACAGUGCAAUCAUGUCCUCAACCACCUGCACCACCCCCCUCAUCCAAUAUGGAUCCAUCAUCAUCAUCAUCCACCAAAAGCGAUAUGCACGAUUCAAUGACAGCAUUCACAAGCUCAGAUCUUGAUAUGGUUUUACCUAUGCCUAGGAAAAAGCGUGGUCGUAAACCAAAGCACAAUUUGGCUGGCCAUUCGUGCUUUGUAUGGCGAGACAUCCCCACUCAACAAUCCAUUAAGAAAACCACAUCAUUGUAG